UCAACAGGUCACAGCUGCUCACCGGACGUCGGUUGUACUCCGACGGAACCGAACCAGAACCGCUGACCGUGCGCAGGCAGGACAACGGCAUCAGGUGACGAACUCGCUGGAGAAAUGGAGCACAUUUCCAAACAUUCCGAAAUAGGCCAACCGCGUAACACUGCAGUCGACUUGAAUGCAACCAGUACGCGUCGUUAAAAGUCUUCAUGAAUGCGGCGUAUUUUGUGAGAAGCAAAUUGUAUUUUUGUACUUUCUGGCCACUUUAUUCGUUGAGUGGCCUUGUUUUCCUGCUUUGUAUUUGUUGGAACGUGAUGUCAAUAAAUGAAACGUGUGCAUUCACGCAUGUGCGUAGAAGGAUAAUACUGAACAAUCCCCGAAAGAGAAACGCUCUUUCGCUGUCCAUGCUGGAGUCUCUCCGAGGGGACCUCCUGGCUGAUGUGGACAGCCCGGAUCUCAGAGUCAUCAUCAUAUCGGCCGAAGGCCCGGUGUUUUCCUCCGGCCACGACUUGAGGGAGCUGACGUCGGCCCGCGGUCCAGAGUAUCACAGGCGCGUGUUUCGCACCUGCACACAAGUGAGUCGCGUUCUGCGCGCCGCUUUUUUCUUCCGUUUCUUCAUUGACGCGUUUGCUGUGGCGCAGGUCAUGACUCUGAUACAGGACCUUCCCGUUCCCGUCAUCGCCAUGGUGAACGGCGUGGCCACGGCGGCGGGCUGCCAGCUGGUGGCCAGCUGCGACGUGGCGGUGGCCUCCGACAAGUCCACCUUCGCCACCCCGGGCGUCAACGUGGGCCUGUUCUGCUCCACUCCGGGCGUGGCCGUGGGCCGAGCCGUGCCCGGCAAGGUCGCCAUGGAGAUGCUUUUCACGGGCACUCCCAUCUCGGCCCGUGACGCUUUGCUGCACGGGCUGCUCAGUAAGGUGGUUCCGGAAGAGCGUCUGGAAGCGGAGACGUCGGCCGUCGCCCGGCGGGUGUGCGGGGCCAGCCGACCCGUGGUGGCCCUCGGCAAGGCCGCCUUCCACAGGCAAAUGUCUCAAGGUCGAGACGCGGCGUACGCCGCCGCCUCCGAGGCGAUGGUGGACAACCUCGCUCUGAGGGACGGCCAGGAGGGAAUUCGAGCCUUCGUGGAGAAACGCGAGCCGGUGUGGAGCCACAGAGCGGAAAACGUCCACGACUGACCUCGUCUCCUUCGGACCUCAACUGAACCCGGCGUGCCUGGAAAAGUUGCAUUGUUUCGAUCCGUAAUUGGAGAACGGACUCAAUCAAGCUAAAAAAGGAAAGUUACUGAAAGUUUCUCCGUGGCGAGGAUGAUUGUGUCUUACCAAUGCAAAUAAAAUAUCAGUCUGUUUUC
Phycodurus eques (leafy seadragon) is the source of this 1345-nucleotide messenger RNA. RefSeq names its product enoyl CoA hydratase domain containing 3 (gene echdc3). The transcript is spliced from 4 exons. The record is from RefSeq and is a predicted model, not a curated record. NCBI's taxonomy places the organism in Eukaryota, Metazoa, Chordata, Actinopteri, Syngnathiformes, Syngnathidae. Bases 207 to 1172 code for a protein of 321 amino acids. Gene Ontology annotation, cellular component: mitochondrion. Gene Ontology annotation, molecular function: hydro-lyase activity.